AUGCCAAAUGAACCAUCUCUUCUACCACCAUUUUUCGAGUUAAUUCGUGGAAGUCCUGCCGAAGUUGUUGGGCAUUUGAUGGGUAGCCUUGAUCGAAUUCUUCCCUCACUUUACAAAUGUGUUUCUGAGCAAAAUAAUUGUCAAAUUAGCAGAUUGCAGUUGGAUCAUAUUGUCAUAGGAUGUAAUCGAUUAAUACGUAGAACAAGUUCUUGGAGGGCGCAAUAUUCCUAUCUACAAAAUAUCGCUGUACUGCGACAUUUGAUCCCUGUUAAGGAUCUCUUUAUCUCCUUUGUUCCAAUGCUUAAGCAAGAAGUUCUAACGACGCGUGCAAUUCCAUGUCGUGUUGCUGCUUCGAUUACACUUCUCUUAUUCAUGCGAGAAAAUCCAAAUGAAAUUGAUCGCCAAUCUAUCAUUGAUUUUUUUAUUCACUCAGUCGCAAAUCAUCAGAAUUGUCAUCGACGUCGAUUAUUUUUGGAUAUGAUCCCAGAAAUUAUCGUCAAUUUUAGCCGCAAAUUUUUUCACGCGCACUUUUUGACUCCAAUUUUGGAGAUGGCAAACGACAAAGUGGCAAGUAUUAGAUUGCAAUUGUGUCAUAUGCUUUCAAAAAUAAAAGCAAAUUUGUAUUUGCCCCAGGAUGAGGAAAUAUUGCUACGUGUAGAAGGAAUUAUUCGUGAUUUGCUUUCCAAAGAGCAAAAUUCAUCAACGCGACAAUUAAUUCAAACGUAUGCAUGUGAAUUAUCUCGAGCUGAAACCCGAAACAAGAAUGAUAAAUCGGAUGAAUUGAAACAAAAAGCGGAGAAUGAGAUUUGGAAUCAGAAGGAAUUAACUGUCGAAGGAACAGACAGUAAUGCUUCAGAGAAAUGCCUGAGAAGUGAAAAAGAAUUAAGUAUGUUAUUUGACAAAAACGAUGGUCACUUAGAUAAGGGUCCUUGGCGUACACAUAUACAACGUUCCAAAACGGCUAUUGUACGACCACAACCGCAAGUUGUUGUCACACAGCGUAGUCCAAGUCCAAUGCCACGUAACUUUAGGACUACUGUGGAAGAACGAAAAUCACGACUUCCAUUAGCUACCACACAAAACAACAGAUAUUUAGAUACAAAACAUAAAACAACAACAACAACAGCAUCACCAGCGACAUCUUCAGUCAGCAGGACCUUACCAUUAACAAGUCGCAGAGGUAGCACUCAGACGACAACCAAAUCUUCUCUUUCAACAGGUCGCAGAAGUUCAACAACUUCAGCUGGAAAACCUCCAACUGGUUUAAGUGCUGAUAACACAAAUGCACGUCGCUCCUCAGCAACUACCGUGAUGUCGCGUUCGGUGUCAUCUUUAAAUGGAAAAGUUGGAUUAAUGCCAUCACAAUCCACCGACUCAGUCACAUUAUUUGGCCAAGGACUUAUGAAAGUUCGCAGUUUUUCAAAUAUAGCCAGGACACCAAGUCAUCUGACAAAUAUGGCGCAUGCUGAAGCGUACGGUCCAAAUCUGCCAACAUUUGCAGAUUUGAAGAACCAUCUGCGCAAGGAGCCGCUUUACUUCCAGGUAUUGGAAGGAUACCUGCAAAAUACGGCCAAACUGAUUGAGGAUUUGAGGGAGAAGUUGGACAAUGAAACGAAUGAAGUUUCAACGGCAGACUUGAGAAUCCGCCCAAGUCCUCCGCCAUCUCGGGAACAGAUAGAAACGUUCCAUCAAUCCGGGGGAAUCCAGUGCGAUCUGGAGCGGGAAGCAGAAAAUGAGGACCAGAUCGCCCUCCACCUUCUCGAACAACAACAACAAGCUUUAGAGCAAGAGGAAGAACAGUGCCGGCCGGCACUGGUAGACGCUCAUGAGAGCUGUGAGGAGGUGGAGGAGAUGGCGGAGGAGAGGCAAGUACCGCACGAUUAG
This is a messenger RNA of Brugia pahangi, 1884 nucleotides long. Lineage: Eukaryota; Metazoa; Nematoda; Chromadorea; Rhabditida; Onchocercidae. The record is from the annotation of a GenBank genome assembly.